Pundamilia nyererei is the source of this 4545-nucleotide messenger RNA. RefSeq names its product actin filament associated protein 1 (gene afap1). The record is from RefSeq and is a predicted model, not a curated record. Gene Ontology annotation, cellular component: cytosol. Bases 208 to 2427 code for a protein of 739 amino acids. The transcript has 17 exons. Gene Ontology annotation, molecular function: SH2 domain binding; SH3 domain binding. Lineage: Eukaryota; Metazoa; Chordata; Actinopteri; Cichliformes; Cichlidae.
GGAGUAGGAGAAAAAUCCGGGGAAAAACUUUGAAAGGGAAAAAAAGACGUUUCAGUGGCCGCCGGUUAGCUAGGAAAAGGACAGUCGGAGGUAGAAAGAGGAGGCAUAGAAGACAACUGCGUGCCUGUGUGGAUUUUACCGCUGCCAGGAAGCCGCUGGGCACGCGCCUGCUCGGGACGGGGGAUUAUAGAUGAGCUUGACUUUAAGAUGAGGAGCGAGCCCAUUCUUUUCACUUCCAGCAGGGCAAUGGAGGAGCUGGUGUGUGAGCUUCGUCUGUUUCUGGACCUGCUGGACAGAGAAUAUCUGAGUGCUGGGGUCCGAGAGAAGAAGAUACACCUCUCCAAUAUUCUGCACAGAGUACUGUCCGACAAAGAGCCUUCAUUCAAGUCAGAGAUACACAGCGGACUGCCUGCUCCACCUCAGAUGCCACUUCCAGAGAUCCCUCACCCCUGGAUGACUCCAAAUAACGGGCCCCCUCCCCUGCCCAGCUCAUCUCUUCCAGAAGGCUACUAUGAGGAAGCGGUUCCUUUAGGUCCUGGAAAGGCUCCAGAAUACAUCACCUCCAACUAUGACUCGGAUGCCAUGAGCAGUUCCUAUGAGUCGUACGAUGAGGAAGAGGAGGAUGGGAAGAGCCAGAAGAUGCGUCACCAGUGGCCCUCUGAGGAAGCGUCCAUGGACCUCGUGAAGGACGCCCGGAUUUGUGCAUUCCUGCUGCGCAAGAAGCGCUUCGGCCAGUGGACCAAACUCCUAUGUGUCAUCAAAGACAACAAACUGCUGUGUUACAAAUCCUCCAAAGACCACACUCCCCAAAUGGAGCUGAACCUGUCAGUGUGCAGCAUCACACACAUCCCUAAAGAUGGCAAGAAAAAGAAGCACGAACUAAAGAUUGUCCACCAAGGUGCAGACGCCCUGGUGCUGGCUGUGCAGAGCAAAGAACAGGCCGAGGAGUGGCUUAAGGUGAUGAGAGAGGUGUGUGUUAAUGGGAGCAUAGAUUUGGAUGGAGUUGGAUCUGGAUCUCCAGUGCAUAAACCUGAACUGGAAAAGAAGACAUCGUGUGACAGGCCAAGCUCAGAUGGGGAAGCAACCCAUGAGAACGGUCACAGCGACUGCAAGGACCAAGGAAAAGGAAAGAAAAAUACAAAGUCUGAGCAGAAGACUGGCACUGUGGGGAAGGGAGCAAGUAAGAAAAUCACUAAGAUCAUUGGACUUGGAAAGAAGAAGCCCUCCACGGAUGAACAGACAUCAUCAGCUGAAGAAGACGUACCUACAUGUGGCUACCUGAAUGUUCUCUCUAAUAACCGCUGGAGGGAGCGCUGGUGCCGCCUCAAGGACAACCAGCUGCUCCUUCACAAGGACCGGGAUGACCUGAAAAGCCACAUAGCUUCACUGCCCCUCCGAGGCUGUGAGGUCAGCCCCGGCCUCGAUCACAAACACCCCUUUGCCUUCCGCCUCCUUCGUAACAGCCAAGAAGUGGCCGUACUGGAGGCCUCCUCCUCUGAGGAGAUGGGUCGCUGGUUGGGGGUUUUGCUAGCUGAGACUGGAUCUACCACAGACCCAGCCACCUUGCACUAUGACUACAUUGAUGUUGAGACCACUGCUAACGUCAUCCAGCUUGCCAAACAGUCCUUCUGUUUCACCAGUAAGCGUGCCGUGUCUCCUAACCCAUAUCUGGACAACCCAGUCAGUGGCUAUGCCUGCCCCACUGGUAUGGCACUACACUAUGAUGAUGUGCCCAUAAAUGGAAUGCUAAAGGGAAAGAAGGGAGCAACAACCAAUGGGGUGGCAUCAAAACAGAAGGCAGAGCCAAAGAACCAGCCAAAGAAGAAUGGAGUCAUUGCCACAAAUGGGACUGCGUCUCUGAGGCGCAACAACUCCAAUGGGGACCAGUAUAAGUAUGGGAAGAACCGUGUGGAGGCUGAUGCCAAGCGACUGCAAGCAAAGGAGGAAGAGAUGAUGAAGAAGAAGCAGGAAAUCAGAAACCACCUGACCCAGCUGAAGAAGGAGAGGAGAGACCUUCGUGCUGCUGUGGAGGCAGCAGCUGGCAAACGCUCACAUAUUUCACUAUCAGAGCGCCUGAAGAAGUUGGAAGAAGAGUGCAAACUGAAGGAGGAGGAGCGGGUGAACCUGGAGCUGGAGCUAACUGAGGUGAAAGAGAGCCUGAAGAAAGCCCUUAGCGGAGGUGUCACCCUGGGCCUCACCAUCGAGCCGAAAGCUGGCUCCUCUGGCCUCCAGUCACCAGCAAUGCUGCGACGGACACACGAAUCUUCUCCAUUCUCCAGUUGUGACACCAGUGACACCGAGUCCUGCUCGCUGCCGGUCAACAGCGCCUCACUGCUCUACCGGCAGCAGGGCAGUCAGAAGCCCUCAGCAGUCCGGGGACAUGUCCUCAGGAAGGCUAAGGAAUGGGAACAGAAGACCGGCACAUAAACCCAUCACAUACACCCUUGCAUCAGUCUUCCUCCAAUCUCUUUUUUUGAAAUUGUGUAUAUAUUUAUUUAAAAAACAAAAAACAAAACCUGUUCAUACCGUCAGAAGGUGUGCUGAGGAGGAUACAUGCAUAGCAUUCACAUGCCUAGUUUGAGUAUACUGUAAGUACCACAACAUAAACUUUUAUACUAUUGAGCAUGUUCAGUGUACUUGGUUGUGCAACUUGUGUUUUCCGCUUUGACAUCUUUUCAAGCAAACACCUGUCUUUAUUUUUCCUCUCAAAAUGUGUUCCAGCCAUUUGAAGUUAAAAAGGUCCAAGGUCAAAACCAAGUAUUUAUUUGUAAAUGUUAAAGGAAAUACUAGCUUCCCUGUGUUUAUUUAUGUUGACGUAUUUAAAGUAUUUUCGUAGAGUCUGUGGCUUUGCUCACACUCCAUUUUCCCACAACAUAAUUGGUCAUCAGUCAUGAUGCCUCUGUUGUAGUAACGAUAAUUGUAACACACACCAGCCUGGCAACAAUGUAGCUCCUCUCUCAUUGAUGUUUGAAGAAGUACAAAUACAAUUGUCCCAACUGUCAGAAACACCGACUCAUGGCUAGCAGAAGAUUUUGUUAAUUGUGUUAAGUGUUUUCACACACAGAUCAUGAUGAAUCACACUUGAAGUGUGUUUUAAUAUGAAUGUCCAUAUUUUAUAUCUGUGACUUUAUUGCUAUGGGUAAUCCAAUGGUAAGUUUGUGUUGGUUUGGUAAGUUCCUUGUUUAUUCUGUUUGUUUCAGCUUUUCUUUUUGCAUUAAAACAACCAUGACUGAAUACAGACGUGUGGUCUGGACAACUUCCAAAGAGAUGUCUUUUUCUGCCAGUUUAGAGAAGUUUAUGAACAGAAAGCUGACCAUCUAACUGAAAGUAGAUUAGAUGCUGAGUCAAAUAUAAAUAUAACCUGUUAAAUUCACAUAUAAGAUUUUUUUUUUUUUUAAUAUAUGUGGUGAAAUAUGUGAACAUUGUUAAUAUAAAGAGUAGGCGGGGCAGAAAAGACAGGAAAGGUGUAACACUUAAAGAACAACAGGAUGCCUUACAGUUAGAUUAGAUUGUUAUAGCCAACCAUGUUACUAAGUGAAAUUAGUGUGCAUGGCAUGGGAAGCUCGCUCAUUCUGUGAAGGCACCAUUAAUGAUGUAAACAAGUUUAGGAACAACAUACAGUCAGGUGACAUUUUUUAAGAGUACCUGCCAGCAGUCCAGACUCUCACUCACUGGUGAAAGUUAAAAUUGAAAAUAUGACAAAUUAGACCAGUUUAUCAAGAAAGGCCAAACUGGUGACAGACCCAAAUAAAAUACAUAUUAUACAGCCUAUAUGUUUAUUAAAAUGUUUCUAAUUAAGGCCUCACUAAGAGCAUCAUCAUCCAUGCUUUGUAAUAGUUGUAUUGUUAAUGGAGAACUUGCGCUUCUUUCUGUGUGUGUGUGCUUGUGUUGCUCAGAGAUGUCUUCAUGGCACAUUGCAAAUCCUUCAACAUUACACUGACUAAAAGGGGGGCACUUGUAAACUCACACUGCUGUGUGUUCUGCUCAAUCAAAGACUGUGAGUUUGAUUUCCACACUGUUAAACACACAUACAUUCAUCAGUGUCACACUGAUAAUGGUGUUUCUUUUCUGUUGUUGUUGUUGUUUUUGGACGAUGUUUCACUGCCUAAGCUUUGCUACUAUGUAUAUAAGGCUAAUUUACUUUAUGGGGAGUGUUGACAGAUGUAGUGAAAGCAUGCACUCAGUUUGGAACUCAUUGAACACACAGACACUCACUGGUUCGUGGUGAUGUAAAUAUUUCCUGUCUCCUGCCUGCCGGAAUGAUAUCCCGAAGGUUUUACAAGCAUGUUAGCUUAAAGAUGGGACAAGAGAUGGUGGUCAGCAAGUGUUGACCUGCAACAAAAAAGGAUGUCUGAUGUCAGUAAAUGUGAACCUGCUGUACAUAGCUUGGUAAAUGUAGUACUGUAGAAGGGCGGGAGGGCUUUGAAUUUUUUUUCUUUUUCUUUUGCACCAUAUACAUUUUCUCUUGUUUUAUAUCACAGACAGUCUCCAACUCGGGGACAGGCACACUUGUACAUAAAUUAAUAAACCUCCGAACAAACCGGC